Molecule: messenger RNA, 1064 nt
Organism: Tinamus guttatus (white-throated tinamou)
Lineage: Eukaryota; Metazoa; Chordata; Aves; Tinamiformes; Tinamidae
Source: RefSeq, a predicted model, not a curated record
AGAAGCAGCGGGAGCUGGCUCGGAAGGGCUCCCUGAAGAACGGCAACAUGGGAAGCCCAGUUAACCAGCAGCCCAAGAAGAACAACGUGAUGGCACGAACAAGGCUCGUCGUUCCCAAUAAAGGCUAUUCAUCACUAGACCAGAGUCCAGAUGAGAAGCCCCUGGUAGCCCUGGAUACGGACAGUGAUGAUGAUUUUGACAUGUCCAGAUAUUCCUCUUCGGGAUACUCAUCAGCUGAGCAGAUCAACCAAGACUUGAACAUCCAGCUGCUAAAGGAUGGAUACCGGUUAGAUGAGAUACCAGACGACGAGGACCUCGACCUAAUCCCCCCUAAAUCGGUCAACCCUACCUGCAUGUGUUGCCAAGCCACCUCCUCCACUGCCUGUCACAUCCAGUAGUGAGGCCAGCAGGCUGUGAUCAGUGCUUUCCACUAUAAUUGUAAAAUUUAACAGCCAUUGCUUCCUCCUAUGGUAGGACGUGCACCUCUUUGUGUUCAUGGAGCCAGGAGAAACCAAAAAUCCAUUUUAUGAUUGGUUGAUAAGUUAUUUUAAGCUAUGAUUAAAUGAAGCAGAAGUUGCUCAAAGUGCCAGGCAGUGCCUAGCAGAACUGACUGGUCUGGAGAAUGAAUGCAGAAGGGCCUAAAUAUACCUCCUAAGUAGGCACUGGAGAUGGUUUGUAAGGUGUCUCUUCCAGAAUGGGAAGGAUCAGAUGGGGCGCCAGGUAAUCCUACCCCACAAAACCAAUCCAUUUGCAAGAUCAGGUCUGAGUCUGAGAUUCCAGGUAUUUUUAACCAAAGGAGGAGGUCAGUUCUUAAUUCAUUCACUAAACCUGAUCAGUUUGUGUCAACCAAAAUUAUUCCAUAAUCAGGGCACGGGAAGGGGAACGGAGUAGAGCAUCCAAUAUUAUGGCAGGUCUAGCCAGGAGUAACAUAACACAAUUCUUUCAGUUGCAAAGAAAACAAGUAGGUGGCAUUUCACUCUGAGUCAGUACUAGCUAGAGCUGUCAUGUCACAUACCAAUGCAAUCUACCCUUAGUUCCACAUUAAAUUCUCCUCAAUCAGAUCA